Molecule: messenger RNA, 6210 nt
Organism: Sebastes umbrosus (honeycomb rockfish)
Lineage: Eukaryota; Metazoa; Chordata; Actinopteri; Perciformes; Sebastidae
Product: zinc finger MYM-type protein 4-like
Exons: 35
Coding region: 145-5949 (1934 amino acids)
Molecular function (GO): zinc ion binding
Source: RefSeq, a predicted model, not a curated record
AAAAAAAACCCCUCCAGAGUUUCUCUCUCGAGGAAACGUCGCAGUGGCCGGAGCAAGAGGCGGAAGAGUGAAAACGAGGCACCUGAGCUGAAUGAUGAGAAAAACGAAGAGGUGAACACAGAGAAGGAUGACUGGUUGGAGGAAAUGCCUGAGAGCCGUGCUGCCAACACAACCGAGGAAACAGUGUCUCGUAGCAAUGAGGACGCUACAAACAUUUCUUUCAGUGAUGAUGAUGAGGACAUGAAUGUGGACUUUGACAUGGACAUGGACACCGAUGAGGACACUGUCAGAAAUGAUGAAGAUGGUGACCCAAACGGCUCACCAGCAACGCCUUUGAUACCAGAUGUGACAAAGCAGGACAAUGACAGCAGUGAUACUGAGAAGAACAAUAGCUCACCUAGCAAGCACCCCAGUGUCACAGACCUUGACAUCGAUUCGGUGAACAAUGUGGAGAAAACAGAUCGAAAGAAAGGAGGGGAGCAAAAUAACUGGAUGGAUGUGGAUAGCGGGAGUUCCUCUGGCUUCUUAAAUACAGAAAAGAACAACAAAUUAUCAGCUGCAGUGAUCGGAAUGAAAGAAGUGAAGAUAUUAAUCCCUAAACUGGACAUUGAGAAGUUUAAGGCUCCAGUCUACAUUUCCCAGUUAUCAUCUGAGUAUAAGUCCAUCAAGUCGCCGGUGAAAGCUCAGCCCGUCCAAGACAAGCGUCGAACAUCCUCCACAUCCACAAACGUCAAAGACGAGCCGAACUAUGCAAAGGUGACGGAGAUGACCUGCUCCCACUGCAAGAAGAGCAUGGCGAAGGGUCAAACAGCUUACCAGAAGAAAGGAUUCACAGACGUCUUCUGCUCCAAAGACUGCCUUUUCCAAAUCUUUCCCAUCAACAAACCAGUCACCAAGACGUGUCAUCACUGCCUCAAGGCGAUAUCGCAGCCUCUUGACCUCAUCAUGGCUGCAGUGGACAUUAAGGGAACUAUGAAGGACUUCUGCAGUGUGACCUGUCUGAUAUCUUUUAAGUCCAACCCUAUGUCCACCCAAACACCACAACAGCUCUGCAGCAUGUGCAACAAAUCCUGCACUGCCACAUGCGAGUUGAUUCUGAACGAGGAUGUCCACAAAUUCUGCAGCCACUCCUGCUUAGAAGAUUUCCGCAGGGACACCGUGGCCAUCUGCGACAACUGCAGCUCCAUCUGCUGUAACAAUCUGCUGCAGCUGAAGCUGGAAGAGGGGACCAAAACCAUCUGCAGUCAACAAUGUCUGGACGAGUUGAAAGAGAACACCAAGACGCCCCACCGAUGCACCAUGUGCCACACUUCUCAACCGAUUUCAGGCAUGGUUCAUUUCAAAAGCGGCGAGAACACGGUGGAGCUCUUCUGCACCCGCACCUGUCUGAGAUCGUACAUGCUUCGGCCCGCACCUCUUCAAGGAAAGAAACGCUUGGAUCAGUUGAAGAAGAGGAGAUUCACACAGAAGAUACAAAUAUUGAAUGCUGAGGAGGCAGACAUCAGUACAGACUCCACGGCGAGCGGGAAUGAUGCAUCUGCAGCUGCUGAAUCGUGCACCAAACCAGAACUGAUCAGUGCAGACUCGUGCGUUAUCUGUUGCAAGUGUAGAAAGAGACUGCCGAGAGGAGAGACACUUUACCGGACGAAGAGCUCACUGGAGGUCUUUUGCUCAGCCAAAUGCCUCUCUGAAAGGCAUCCCCAACAAGUCAUCAAAAACUGCUACAACUGCUUCCAGGUGAUAAUGCGGCCUCACAACAUGAUCCUGGCUCCGGUGGAUGAUUCCGGAACUAUGAAGGAAUUGUGCAGCGACACCUGCCUUGCUUCUGUCAACUCCAAGAGAAACACGGCGGCCCCCAAACCUCCAGCUGCAGGACCUCGAUCAGAGUGCAAGAUGUGUGCCAAAUAUUGCUAUUGCAAAUUCAAGCUGACCCUGGAUGGCUGUACCCAGAGAAUUUGCAGUAAGGAAUGCUUCGUCAACACCCACAGAAUCAACAACUUGCCGUUGUCCAUUUGUGAUGUCUGCAGCUCCGUCAGCUUCGACAAAGGGUUCAUGCUGAAGGCGGAGGACGGCAGUCGAGUCAUCUGCAGUGAAGAAUGUCUGGUCAAGUUCAAAGAGGAAAUUGAGACGCCCUGGCUGUGUACCAUGUGCCAGACGGUCCAUCAGUUGUCGGACAUGGUUGAAAAUAAAAAUAUUGAGGGCAGGUUGGACUUCUUCUGUAGCAACAGAUGUGUGAUGGUACACAAGGCUCAGCCUUCCACUGUGUCAGGAAGGAACAGCCCAUCACCUGAAGAGAAUUUCAUUAAAGAAGUGAAGCCAUCACCUGAAGAAAGUUUCAUUAAAGAAGUGAAGCCAUCACCUGAAGAAAGUUUCAUUAAAGAAGUGAAGCCAUCACCUGAAGAGAAUGACAUUAAAGAAGUGAAGCCAUCGCUACCGAAUUUGGACUGCAUAAAAGAAGAGCCCAUGGAUGAGGGGUACAACCAGAAUCUCCCAUCCUUCAUAUCCACAGACGGUAUCAAGGAUGAGCCUAAGGCAGGAGAGGAUGUGGCUAAGGAGGACUUGAAGAUCGGGUCAGUCUUCUCCUUGACGGAAGACUCAUCUACGUCCACGUCUACAACGGCAACUGUCGCCCACAUGGAUUUGCCUGCGUCUUGCUCCAACUGCAAACAGGUCCUGAUGGACGGGGUGACUGUUUACCAGAGGAAGGGCCACGCUGACAUCUUCUGCUCCACUCCCUGCCUUUUGAAAUUUUACCAAAUGAAACAAGUUAAGAAGACCUGCCACUUCUGCCUUCAGGGGAUAACACAGCCUCAGGACGUCAUCCAGGCCCCGGUGGAUAAUGAGGGGACAACAAAUGAUUUCUGCAGCCGGACCUGCCUGUCCUCCUUCAACUACAAGAGAAUCAUGUCCACCAAAAUACCCCUCGUGCCAGUCCUGUCACAGUCGCAAUGCAGCAUGUGCAGCAGAUAUUGCAUUAGCAAACAUGAGAUCAUAGAGCAGGAUGUCGUCCACAAGAUCUGCAGCGGUCCUUGUUUCCUCCGCUUCUGCAACAUGAACAAUGUGUCCAUCUGUGAGAACUGUCACUCCCGCUGCAACACACCUCUCCUGCUCAAGAUGGAGGACGGCAGCAAAAAACUCUGCAAUGCGGAGUGUCUGGCCCAAUUCAAACAGAAAAUCAAAGCGCAGCAGCCAUGUGCCAUGUGCCGCAAAUCCCAUUUAAUGUCAGAUAUGUUUGAAAACAAAAACGAUGAGGAUGUGGUGGAGCUCUUCUGCACCAGCAGCUGUGUGAUGGCAUCCAAGAUCCAGGCUGUCAGUGCAUCAGGUGCUCCAUUGGAUUGUGACAACUGUGGUAAGACUACAGUACCAGCCUGCCACCUCGCCAUGUCAGAUGCCUCCAUUAGAAACUUUUGCACUCUAACCUGUGCCAUGUCUUUUAAGGAGUCCCAGAAAGACAUGAAUCCUGCCACAACAGGAGCCUCUGACCUAACCCAAUGUGAUUUCCUCAAACCGCCUGAGAAACUGCCGUGCGCCCAAUGUCGGCGCAUUAUAAAAGCUAUGCCCAAAGUCAUCCAGAAAAAGGGCAAAAUGAAUUUUGUGUGUAGUCUGGCCUGUGCUCAAGAGUUUAAGACGGUCAACAACAUCAUUGGCAUCUGUGAAUAUUGUAAGAAUGAAAAGGUCAUCAAAGGCGUCAAGAAGGUCGACGGCAAUGACUGCUACUUCUGCAGUGAUGGCUGCAAGAUACUCUUUCAACACGAGCUGGAAAAGAAGUGGGGGGAACACUGUGGCUUGUGUGCUUACUGCUUCUGCAUCUCUAAGACGGUGGUGAAAGCAAAGUAUGACGGCACCGACAAGGAGUUCUGCUCCGACGACUGCAGCUCAAAUUACAAUAUGCUCCACUGCCGUGUUGCCAAGUGUGACACCUGCGGUCGCAACGGUAAGCUGAGGCAGAGUCUUCCCCUGCUGGGAGAGGUCAAACACUUCUGUGAUCUGAGGUGUCUCCUACAUUUCUGCAAUAAAAAGGUCCAGAUUAUCAACAACGUCUCUUUACCUCCUCGAUCUUCUGACACAGUGGAGUCCUCCCCCGUCAUCGCUAACGUUAUCUCGCUCGCUAGCGCUUUGGCUAGUCAGCCCAGUGCCUCUGCCAGCUCUACACAGCAUGUCUCUGUCCCUGACAUUCAAACAAAGGUUGUUGGACAUGCCAGUAUUCAAACAGUCCCCACAAAGCUGAAGAACAAGUCCAUACUCUGCACACCAUUGGUCCACAACAAAGGAGUCUCCUGUACGACACAGACUGUCGACACAGAGGCACAGACAGACAACUUUGUACCUAAAGUCAUAGUGCUGCCUGUCCCAGUGCCGGUGUACGUUCCUCUGCCUAUGAACAUGUACAGCCAGUACACACUGCAGCCUGUGGGCCUGCCCUUACCGCUUCCUGUGCCCGUGUUUCUUCCCGAUCCAACUGCGACAUCAGUGAAGAAGAGGUUCCAGCCUGACCUGCUGGAGGGAGAGCUCAGCUUCAAGUCUGAGACGAAGAAAGCACAAGAUGAAAGGAACCAGGGAGAGGACAGAGAGGUGACAAAAGAGGGACAAGGACAAGAAAGUCCUGCUCCAAAAGACCACACCAGUAACCGCAGUGAUGACUUGGAUUCAGAUCAUCAGGCCACUUUCACCAACCAGGAAGACUCCUCCACUGACACCAGCUUUGGGUCACUCUGUCGACCACACACCCACAAAAAGCCACCUCCGGUUUUAGAGGUGGGUAUGCCUGGUGAGCCUCAACCUGAGCUCCCACCUCCAGCUGCUCCUCCUCCUCUUCCUCCUCCUCUGGAGAUGAGAGGGGAUCCCCAGAGCUCAUCGAGCUCUGAACUGGCCCCUCCGCUAUUACAGCAAACUAUGGAGAAAGUCCACAACAAGAAUAAGGGUCGUAAGCUGCAAGAGUGGUCCAAAGCAGCUAAAGAGGAGACUUCUCAAAGAGAAAGGGUCACGUCUAGGAAGCACCACAAACUGAAGAGUCGAUGUGGAAUUGACGCCUGGAAGAGAUGGAUACAGUGGAGGAAAUCACAAACCAACCUGGAACUCGUUUCUUCUCACGCUGUGACGUUAGAGGAGGAUGUUCUUCGUUGCUCUUCGACCGAGCUGAGCGAUAGCCUCUGUUCUUUCAUUACUGAGGUAAAACGACCUGAUGGAGAGCCGCACUCCCCCGACAGCCUGUUCUACCUCUGCCUCAGCAUUCAACAGUACCUGUUUGAGAACGGUCGCAUGGAGAACAUAUUCAGUGAUCUGAUCUACAACAAAUUCUCCACCAAGUUCACCAAGAUCCUGAAAGCUUUCAAACCCUCCAUCGCAGCCAGCGGUUAUAUCCAUUCCCGUGUGGAGGAGGAGUUUCUGUGGGACUGUAAACAGUUGGGGGCGUACUCCCCCAUCGUCCUCCUCAACACUCUGCUCUUCUUCUGCUGCAAGUACUUUGGCUUCACCACGGUGGAGCAGCACCGCCAGCUGUCCUUCGCCUACGUCAUGCGCCACGUCAACACCAAGACCACCUUCCUGCGUUUCUACCCGCCAAUAUCCAUAAACGAGGCUAAGUCAGAUGCAGACGGCGUACCUGCUAAGAAGCGUAAGAGAAAUGAGAGUAAAGAGGAUAUUGUGGAGUUGAUGGAGAACAUAGAGAACCCUCUCCGCUGUCCAGUCAGACUCUACGAGUUCUACCUCUCCAAGUGCUCAGAGUCGGUGAGGCGGCGCACCGACUUGUUCUACCUUGAGCCGGAUCGCUGUUGUGUUCCCAACAGCCCGCUGUGGUUCUCCUCCACCCCUCUGGACGACAGCACCAUGGAGGCCAUGCUCGUACGAACCCUCGCCGUCCGAGAGCUGCAGGGGGAAGAUGGAAGAGCUGUGGACCAGCGGAGGUCAGAUGACACACUGUUUACACCCGACGAGGAGGAUUCACAAUGAUUUUUUAUUUUUUAUUUUUUCUGGAGGUGGCAUUUGAUAAUGUCUAAGAACUAAAGAGAAAUACAUUCCAUCUUAUAGAAAUAAAGAAAUGAUGUCUCUCAAUCUCAAAACUACAAAACAUUUUUUCAUCAAGUCAUCCUCAGGUUUAAUUAAGAUUAAAAGAUUAAAUGUUUGACCAAAUACUGAAAGCUCACAACCAUGUUUUGUGUCUCUUGUGACUUUGAUCUCUCUGCAGCCUGAUAUCAGAUUAAAUAAACUUUA